This is a messenger RNA of Poecile atricapillus (Black-capped chickadee), 1107 nucleotides long. RefSeq names its product homeobox D1 (gene HOXD1). The record is from RefSeq and is a predicted model, not a curated record. The transcript has 2 exons. Gene Ontology annotation, cellular component: nucleus. The coding region runs from base 1 to 1107 and encodes 368 amino acids. Lineage: Eukaryota; Metazoa; Chordata; Aves; Passeriformes; Paridae. Gene Ontology annotation, molecular function: DNA-binding transcription factor activity, RNA polymerase II-specific; RNA polymerase II cis-regulatory region sequence-specific DNA binding. Gene Ontology annotation, biological process: regulation of transcription by RNA polymerase II.
AUGAGGUGCAGUAGCAACCCGCCCCCCGCCCCAGCCUCCGGGUGUGGAGACCUGGGUGUGCCCGUGGGAGCCUCCAGGAGCCUGGCCGGCUGCAGGGCGAGGGAGAGCGCAGACCCGUACCCGGACGGGAACCUGGAUAGCGGGAAAGCGCCCACUCACCUUCCAAACUCCCGGCAAACGUCCCGAGCGUGCGGCGACUCCGUCGAGUCCACCGGGAACGGCCUGUGCCGGGGGAAUCCGGGUGCGGCGCGGAGGUUCUGCCCGCGGGACAGGGGCGCUGGCGGUGCCCGGGACCCCCGGCGGGGGCUCGCCCCUCCCGGCUCCCAUUGGCCGCGGGGCGGGACGUGCCGCCCCGCUCCAGGGCCUAUAUUAGGGCAUAUUGCCCCGGCGGGGCGCGGUGUUACCCCACGGGUCAUGGAUCUGGGGUACUUCGCUCUCUCCUUUCCGCCGGGGCUGUGCCGCGGGGAACCGCAGGUCCCGUACCCCCAUCGAGGGGACGACGCCUUCCUGGCGCCGGGCACCACGGCCAGCGCCGCGUCCCCCCCGCAGGCGCUGGGGUACGCGGCCGCUGCCCCCGCGGCGCUGGGCCCCGGCUGCCGGCCGUCCCGGGGAGCCGGACCGCAGGGCUGCGCUACGUCCAUCCUUCCCGGGAGCGGCCGCCCGCCGCCGCAGGACCCCGACCGCCCCCUGCUCGGCUCGGGCGGCGGGGGGCUGCGGCAGCUCUCGCCCUGCCCCGGGGCCGCCCCCUCGCCCGGCUCCCCGGCUCCCGCGGCUGCCCCGGCAGAGCCCCGCACCUUCGAGUGGAUGCGAGCGAAGCGGAGCCCGCCAGGGAGAAGCGGCGAGGGGCCGUGCGGGGGGGAACCUCCCGCCUGCUCCGCACGCACCAGCUUCAGCACCCGGCAGCUCACGGAGCUGGAGAAGGAGUUUCACUUCAGCCGGUACCUGUCGCGGGCCCGCCGCCUCGAGGUGGCCCGCUCGCUGCGCCUCCGCGACGCCCAGGUGAAGGUCUGGUUCCAGAACCGCCGCAUGAAGCAGAAGAAGCGGGAGCGGGAGGCGCUGGCCGCCCCCGCCGCCGGGCCCGCGGCUGUCCCGGGGGGCCCCGCCUGA